Molecule: messenger RNA, 582 nt
Organism: Aspergillus thermomutatus
Lineage: Eukaryota; Fungi; Ascomycota; Eurotiomycetes; Eurotiales; Aspergillaceae
Exons: 3
Coding region: 1-582 (193 amino acids)
Source: RefSeq, a predicted model, not a curated record
AUGAAGGUCCUCCUGACUUCAGCUAUUGCACUGGAAGCGGGGAUGACAGUAGUUCCAUUUGAAGAGUUCUAUGAAAAGGAGCUCCCGAUCAUACUACGCCCUAAAGUCGGUCUAAUGGUCGACGUGCAAUACCAUGGCAGACCUCGGAGGCUAAAGAUUCGCGCUUCUUACACUAUCUGGCAUGGUGACGAGAAAGAUGCAGGGGUAAGCAUCGUCAUAUUUCAAACUGAGCGUGGCUAUCGGGGAACUGUAGACGGCCCCUGUCUCGCAUAUAUGGGAGCAAUACACAGUGCCCGAAAGGCCAUCCACCAAGAUGCAUGCAUCUACGGCAUUGCUACGGAUGGUAGAGACUGGACUUUUAUCCGGGUUGAUAAUGAGUCAAAGGUUUUAUUUGAAUACAAUAAUACUUUAGACCAAGUGUAUACAACUCUAAGAACCAUGGUGCGUCAUGCAAUGCACUUGGCGUCGCAGAGAGUGGCUGCAUCGACCACCGAAAAAUUGCCUUCCUCUAUUCGAUUCUAUGAUCCCUACAAGAAGUUGCCGCCUGAGGUGAACUUUGAUACUGAUACAGAGUUUGAGUGA